Acanthosepion pharaonis is the source of this 615-nucleotide messenger RNA. The record is from the annotation of a GenBank genome assembly. NCBI's taxonomy places the organism in Eukaryota, Metazoa, Mollusca, Cephalopoda, Sepiida, Sepiidae.
AUGGGUGCUGACAAUAGGGGCUCAUCGUUCGCUACCCUAGGCCAGCUUCUGGGAACUGGUCUUCUUGUUCCCUUUAUUUCUUUCCUUCCUCUCUCAGCACCUUUUCUUCCUGGACAAUUCCUUCUUAAGUGUCCAGCCCCACACCACAGGACCAGCACUUCUUGUUUUUAUUGGGGCCACCCUGCCCCUUACUUCUCUACGGGGGUCCCACUGUCGUUUCCCGAUCGCUUAUUCUUCUCGCGAAGAGGGACUAACUCUGGCCUCGUGUCCUCCGUAAUUGCAGGUCCAGCAUACCAUCCCGUACAGUCCCAGAGUGGACUUAUAAAAUCCGUACCGUAUAUCCCAUUCCUUCCGGUUGGGGUCGGCCUCCCAAUCUUCUUCCUUCGCGUCCUUACAGGGUUUUAUGUUCACUAUUCUAUUCCUGGAGCUUUUUUCUGUACUCUUCCAACACCUGAAUCUUUGGGCCCCUUGGUCUCUUUUGUUUCUUAUCCUUUCCCAGAUCCUCUCGCUCUUUUUAGCUACCUCCAGGGCCUUCGUCAGCCUACAGGGCCUACUCUUAAGGACUCCCCCCCUCACGUCAUUAUCAUGGAUGGCGUCCAUAAAAGCGUCCGCUAA